AGAAACAGGGUGAGACGACGCCUAGAUUCUAUUUUGGUGCUGAGCGAAGAGUAGAAUUUACUUCUGCCUUGUCGUACUAGGAAGGAGGGGCAAGAUCUUCUUUCCCACGAGGCCGCCGCGGGGUGAAGAACUCCUUCUCUCUGUGCAACUAGUACUAGUAUCUUCUUCGUCCUCUCCUAACUAAGGUGAGAGCGGCCUCAUCUGGGUGAUAUCAUUGUACUUCAUCUUCUACGUAAAAAUCUGAUAACAACAUCAAAAGCGCACUGUUGAAAAAAAGACGACUCCUGUACUUAAGUAUAUCUUGACAAAGACAAUAACAUGGCGAUGUUCGGUGUCUCCGCUGCGGCCGGGGCGAUUUUUAAGGUGGCCACCGGGACCAAACGGGCGAUCGACUUCCUGCAAUCCUUCAACGGCGUGGAGGAGGAGGGAUAUGUGCUCUGGAAGACCUUGGAAGCCUUGACAAUCCCAGUCCAGGUUGCGGAGAAACUACUGAUAAGAGAGGAGGCGUUGCCGCUCUUGCUGCCGAGUAUUUUUCUCUGAUAUUUUACAGCGCUGCGUGAUGAUCAAGAUAAAUGUUUUUCUUGUUGUUUUUGAUGUUGUGAGGGUGAAAAAUUUCAAGUACUAUCCGCAGCUUGUUCUUCUGUGCGAAAUUUCGAACCGAGUAUGAACGUAAACCUAUCGUAUCUAUCAGGUACCAAGCUGAUCCGUUUCCAGAUCCGCAAGGUGGAGGAGAUUCUCGACAUUGGCUCGGAUGAGGACGACGAGCGGCCCGAUUCGAAAGAAUCGUGGACGAAGUGGCUAAAGACGAAGAAAGACGGGAAGGACAGGCGAGAGCGGAUCGCCGAGAUGCUGCCCAAGCUCAAUGCGGUGAUCUCUCUACUCAACCUCGGUUUGCAAACCCUCUCCGUGCAGCCGCAACUCUGUAAACGCGUCCAGCAGGGUGCGCCGUUUGCGUACUCCAAUAGCGUGACGACGACCAUUUACAACAAGGCAAAGCGGUUAUUACAGGAGUUCUUAUUCGGCAGGUGUACGAGUUGUCUGCUCUGUUGCGGCGAGCUCUGGGAGCAGAAAGGGCCUCCAAGUGGGAAAGGUUCAAACAGCGAGCAUUUGGGCAAGGCGGAUGUGUGGCUGGUGUUAGACGAGGAGAAGUCAAAUACGAGAGAAAAGAAGUUGUUGCUGAAAAUCAAACCUAAUCCAGACGAUUUGGACGAGGAGGAUUCCGGGGAAAGCUGGGAAGACGUGGUAAAAAAUGGUGUGUUUCUGCCUUUAGAAGGUAAUGUGGAUGUCAUCAUGCUGAGUGUAGAAGUCCUGUUGGAAAUCAUGACCUCGAUGCAGCUUGACCGCUUGUUGACCAAAAGAUGCUAUCAAAACGGCCUGUUGAUAAAAUUCAGGUAAUCCCUCUUGCUUUCAAGUCGCCGUCGACCUUCGCCCGCAUGCGUCCUUCCGACGCGAGUUUACGGAAAGCCCUGAACCAGGCCCACGAGUCGGAUUUGGCGGACGUGUAUCAAAUGCAGAUAUGUCUGGGUCUGGAAGAGUGCAAACUUGCGAUGCGCAUUUCAGAACUCACACAAAUCUCUCAUGCAUAGACAGCAAAAGUUGCCCACUUUCUGCCACCGAAAUGGGGGAUUUGUGAUGCGGAUUAGGCAUUGCGGAGCCUUCUCGAAACCUGUGAUGCUAGGGCUUCCAUGCAAGACCUUCUGUGUCAUGCAAAAACAGCAUGACUCUUCCAGAUCCAGACCCAGACAUAUUUGCAUUUGAUAACGUGUGCUACAAGAUCCAAACCGCGAAAAACUCGGCAACAACGCACUACUUCGAGUUCACCGAGGUGGUGGAAAUUAGUAUGGGACUCUCAAUUGUUACAUUCUCAACUGUUGCAUGAAUUUGUGAUGCAAGAAUGGCAACAGGGAAAUGCCGAAUCUCGCAACUCUUGCAUUACAAAUUCGGCACAGAUUCCCAUGCUGUUUGACCCUUCCUGUUCUUAAAUUUGUCAUGCGAGGUAGCUUCCAGGUGUGGACCUUGAUGCUCAUUGUGCAUGACAAAUCAUGUAUACAGUUGGGAAUAUAACAUUUGAGAACGCCAUAAUUAGUUGUGAGGUGUUCGAAGCCGCCGUGGUCCUUGCAAAGUACACUCACUCGUUGGCGAACGACUUCCCGGCGGAAGAGAGUAAAUUUUCGACCAUAAUGAAGCAGUACGAGUGUCCUUACUCACUUCUGUCUUCGGCGGAUGAGUUGGCGAACAAGAUGGCGGUGCUGGACUUGCAAUAGAGAGGGUAGGAGCUGGUCGCGACGAACGUUUUGGCGUAGCUGCUGGACGCUGCUGCAGUGCCGGAUGAUGGAGCUGGUUGGAAGAUGGUGUUUGGGAGUGGUGGUCGUAAGGGCCACAAUAGUACCGGCGGACGCGGGUCGUGGUGCCAAGACUACUUGGUGCAGGACGAAUUGUGCUGAACAAAUCUAACGACUGUUUCCCUUUUGGUAGGUGGUUUCUACGAAAGAUGAACGUCCGAGAGUGAAACCGAAUGGGAAUGAACAACAAAACCCCGACUGCCUGGUAGACCUGCUGCAAUAGAACUACGACUACCUACCCGAGCCGGGCUUCGACUUUGUCGACAACCUCCUUUUCAGGCUAGACCUCUUUGCGCACCGCCCCGUGCGACAGUCAGAAAUUGUUGACAGCUUGUUUUUAUACCCUCGUCCCUCUCAACAUCAAACUUCAUUCCGCCACGAUGACCAAAUGAACAGAUGAAGCGACAUUUUUAUUCCAGCCCUAUUGAUAAGAACGCGAGUGCAACGUCGUCUUUCUAUCUGAUACAAGCGGUGUACGACUGUUCAAUUUGCU
This is a messenger RNA of Amoebophrya sp. A120, 2835 nucleotides long. NCBI's taxonomy places the organism in Eukaryota, Dinophyceae, Syndiniales, Amoebophryaceae. The record is from the annotation of a GenBank genome assembly.